AGUACUGGACUGGGAUUAACAACAACAAAAAAUAAAAUAUUUAUUUAAAUAAAAGCUAAGCAUUGGUAGAGGUUCUCAGCCAUGCAACGUGGUAAAAUAUCCUUUGGGAAAAUCCAAUUAAGCAUCAACCAAUCGCUUGACGGGCCAAAUGCAGGUGCGAAUGAAAAGGUGAAUGACUCUGGAAGCAGUGGAGUAGGCGGCUUUAAGAAAAUGGACAAACAGCAAAUGAUUCGACAAAUUGAAGAUGUUGCAGAAGAUUUUGAAAGCCAGCACUUAAAGGAAGUGAUGGGCAUCAGCGGGUUCGGACGCAAAGCAGCCCAAGUGUUUGACAUUAAUGAGCAGAUAGCCAAGGCGAAGAUCACACAUCCCGUCGUGGAGAAGAAGAGAGAGGUGCCUGAGCAGGAGCAGGAAGAUGUGAUCGGGCCAUUGCCACCGGCAGCACUCGAAGAUACAGAAAGACACAACAGUGACGAAGCCACCAAUAAGGUGAAAGACUCCGAUGACGAGUCCACCUCUGAUGAGGACUCUGAUGAUGAGCAAAGCCUCUCAAAACGCAUACCCUACACACACGAGGUCCAAAUGCAGCAUGGCUCACGAGCUGUCUUGGCCUUGGCAGGCGAUCCUUCCGGUGCCCGUUUAGUAUCCGGCUCCAUAGACUACGAUAUGUGCUUUUGGGACUUUGUGGGCAUGGACUCAAGCAUGCGGAGCUUCCGGCAAUUACAGCCAUGCGAGAACCAUCCGAUUCGAGCCCUACAGUACUCAGUAACCGGGGAGAUGAUCUUGGUCAUCUCUGGCAAUGCUCAGGCCAAGGUAUUGGAUCGCGAUGGGUUUGAAAAGCUAGAGUGUUGCAAGGGCGACCAAUACAUAUCGGACAUGUCCCGCACAAAGGGGCACGUGGCGCAGCUCACCUCGGGCUGCUGGCAUCCCUUUAAUCGGGAGCAGUUCCUCACGGCUGCUCUAGAUGGAACACUUCGCAUUUGGCAGGGCUUGAAGGCCAAAGAACAAGUUCAGGUUAUCAAGACGAGGGCAAUGGGGGGCCUGCGGACUAACGCCUCGUCCUGCAACUUCAAUAGAGAUGCCACUCUGAUAGCAGCCGGUUGCGUGGACGGCUCCAUUCAGACUUGGGAUACACGCAAGAUGUUUGUGAACACAACCCACUGCGUGAGAGGGGCCCACCAGAAGGGCUCGGAGAUUACAUCAAUUGUUUUUUCAUACAUGGGCCUGCAGCUGGCCACCAGGAGCAACGACGAGACCAUGAAGUUGUGGGAUCUGCGCCAAUUCAAACAGCCCCUGCACACUUGGAGCAAUUUGUAUUCUCGCUACGACUCCACUGACUGUUGUUUUAGUCCAGACGAUCGGCUGUUGGUCACUGGCGAGUCCCUCCCGAAGAAUCAGGCCGAAGCUAAUCUCUAUUUCUACAGCACAAAGACCUUUCAGGAAGUUCAACGCACCCCCGUGUCGAACUCGCAUGUGGUCAAGACGCUCUGGCAUCCGAAACUAAACCAGCUCUUUGUGAGCUGUGGAAACGGCACUAUUAAGUGCCUGUACGACGAGAAACGCAGCAUACGGGGCGCCACGUUGUGCGUGGUCAAGACCCACCGAAAGCGGCAACAGAUGGAGAUGGUGGGCGUAUCGCAGAUUAUCACUCCUCACGCUCUGCCGCUGUUUCGACAGGAGAAGUCCCGCUCCUCCCGCAAGAAGAUGGAGAAGGCUCGUAUGGACCCUGUAAAGUCAAAACGUCCAGACUUGCCCAUCACCAGCGGACAGGGUGGGCGUGUGGCCAGCUCCGGUGGUACGCUCUCGUCCUAUGUUAUUCGCAACCUCGGCCUGAGCAAGCGAGUAGACGAUGAUCAGGAUCCUAGGGAGGCCAUUCUCAAGUACGCCAAAGAUGCGGCUGAAAAUCCUUAUUGGAUAGCACCAGCUUAUAAAGAUACUCAGCCCAAGGCAAUAUUCUCGGAAAAACUGCCCACAGACAGAGACGAGCCGCCCAUAAAGAAGCCUAUGACGGAAGCUGACAAUUAAUUAGUUAGCAAAUUUGCAUCUAAUAAGUCAUGUAAAUAAAAAUAUCCAUGUUUCAUCUUUA
Molecule: messenger RNA, 2083 nt
Organism: Drosophila subobscura
Lineage: Eukaryota; Metazoa; Arthropoda; Insecta; Diptera; Drosophilidae
Product: gastrulation defective protein 1 homolog
Exons: 1
Coding region: 82-2022 (646 amino acids)
Biological process (GO): regulation of DNA double-strand break processing
Cellular component (GO): site of double-strand break; nucleus
Molecular function (GO): protein binding
Source: RefSeq, a predicted model, not a curated record